Spea bombifrons (plains spadefoot toad) is the source of this 2181-nucleotide messenger RNA. RefSeq names its product NEDD1 gamma-tubulin ring complex targeting factor (gene NEDD1). Gene Ontology annotation, biological process: microtubule nucleation; mitotic cell cycle. Gene Ontology annotation, cellular component: spindle pole; centriole; ciliary basal body. Bases 110 to 2065 code for a protein of 651 amino acids. The transcript is spliced from 15 exons. Lineage: Eukaryota; Metazoa; Chordata; Amphibia; Anura; Pelobatidae. Gene Ontology annotation, molecular function: gamma-tubulin binding. The record is from RefSeq and is a predicted model, not a curated record.
GAGACUGCGUGACGUCACCCCGCGCUCCCCGGCUAGGGAUGCAGACUAGGGGAGAAGGGGGAAGAGUUCGACUGAGCGGUGAGCAACGAGCCCCGUUACCGGUGUAGCCAUGCAGGACAGCAUGAGAUUUGCUUCAGCGGGAGAUGAUAUUAAAAUAUGGGACUCUUCAUCCAUGACCGUUGUUGAGCAGUUUAAUCCACACAGUCCGUCACAUGCUGUAUCAUCGUUGUGUUGGAGCAGUAACAAUCAUUUUCUGGUCACCGCUUCUAGCAGUGGUGAUAAAAUAGUUGUUUCUAGCUGUAAGUCGAAACCUGUUUCUCUUUUGGAGCUUGGAGAUGGGAAACGGCAGACCUGUGUUAAUUUAAAUUCAAGCUCCCAGUAUGUAGUCAGUGGCGGUCUUGAUAAUACGGUCAACAUCUGGGAUUUGAAAUCUAAAAGACUUCAUCGAUCAUUAAAGGAUCACAAGGAUGAAGUAACGUGUGUUACAUUUAAUGGAAAUGACUGCUAUGUUGCCUCGGGCUCUUUGAGUGGAGAAAUCAUAUUGCAUAAUGUAACCACCAAUUUAUCCAGCACACCUUUCGGCCAUGGAAGCAGCCAGCCCAUUCGCCAUUUGAAGUAUUCAUUUGUAAAGAAGUUUAUGCUGGGAACGGUAUCAGACAGUGGGAGCGUAACUCUUUGGGAUGCCAAUAGCCAAACCCCUUAUCACAUGUUUGAAAGCACUCACAAGGCACCCGCCUCAGGGAUCUGCUUCUCUCCAGUAAAUGAUCUGCUGCUUGUGACCAUAGGACUGGAUAAAAGAAUUAUUUGCUAUGAUGUGUCCAGGAAGCUGCAUCUACAAACUGUAGUGGCCGAGUCACCUCUCACUGCUUUUGACUUCAUGCCAGAUGGUCUAACGCUUGCAGUUGGCUCGUCUCGCGGUAAGAUCUACCUUUAUGAUUUGAGAAUGUUGACCUCGCCAGUGAAGACUGUCAGCGCGCACAAAACAUCUGUGCAGUGCAUCCAGUUUCAACACAGUAUUUUCAAGUCUAGCAAAGGUUCCUCGAGUAAGUUGUCUAGUAAGAAAACCUCAAUUAAGUCCAGUGCUGUUGUUGGAGGAGCACAUGGUGCUAACCUAGGCAGAGAUUUGCCGCCCGCGGUGUCUGCUUCAACAUUACCUCAGCCGUCCAUGACUGUGCAGAGCAAGGGGAUCGAGCUAAAUGAGGAAAAAACAGGCAUGCCACACAGUACAAGUCUUGAUAUCAUCCCAUCUAAAGAAACCGAUUACACAAAAGCCUCGUUGGAUUCUUUUGGAAGAAGUAGUUUAGGGGACGUAUUCUCCCCAGUGCGAGAUGAUGCAUUACAUCUUAAAGCAACUGAUGACUUUGUCUCCAAAGGAAAUGAUCUUGAUUACCUUGGUCAAUACAAUACAAUUCCUUCAACAAGACGAAAUCCUGUUGGUGCCAACUCUCAAGGCAUACAUUCGUCCCCUUUGCACUUAAUUAUUGGAAGCCCUAUAAAAGAAGAAGAUGAAAGUCCUGAUCCAGAAACAAGAACAAGGAAACCACAUUUUUCUAAACAAGAAAUGAGAGAGAGUACUAAAUUGCUUUCAAAAACACAGAACCCAGAGCUAAUUAACCUCAAUACUUCACCUGUUCCUGUUAUAUCUCGGACUCCAGAAGCUAUUGAAAGAACAGGAAAGCAGAUUAUGUCCCAGAUGAAACAGGAUUUCCCUUCCAACGGCAACUUGGUGGCAAGUCCCACAAAGGUACCCACAUCGAGCAGUACUGAUGUUGCAAGUUCAUUGUCAGAAAAAAUUGCAGACACUCUUGCUAGUGAUAGAAGUGCAGCCCCGUUAACAUCUGUUCAAAUUAACUUCAUCAAAAAUAUGAUUGAAGAAACACUUGAUGACUUCCGGGAAGCCUGUCACAGAGACAUAGUCAAUUUGCAAGUGGAAAUGAUAAAACAGUUUCAUAUACAGUCGAGUGAAAUACAUACGUUACUAGAGCGGUAUUCUAUCAACGAGGGCUUAGUCGCUGAAAUAGAAAAGCUUCGGGAAGAGAACAAGAAAUUACGUGCUCACUUUUAACAAACCAAAAGGGAAGACUUUUUCACACGAUAUGGUGGGGAGUCGCUUCUUUCACCUUUCUUCACAUAAGGGGUUAAAUAGUCUAAAUCUGUAGACAUCUUCAAUUUCAAGGAAUU